Molecule: messenger RNA, 827 nt
Organism: Botrytis cinerea B05.10
Lineage: Eukaryota; Fungi; Ascomycota; Leotiomycetes; Helotiales; Sclerotiniaceae
Exons: 2
Coding region: 222-512 (96 amino acids)
Source: RefSeq, a predicted model, not a curated record
GAAUAUCGAUAUCGGCAUUUAAAUUUUUAUAUCCUACGCUACGAAUUCCUUCUCGCAUUCUCGCACAUGCAAUUUAGCAUCCUUUCCCUCUUCAAACUAGCAAGUCAACAAACUAGUCAUAUCCCAUUACCAUCAUCACCACCACUACUGCCACGACCGCCAUCUCGCCCUCGAUUUCCUCUUUCCUUCCUACUCCCAUAAUCAUAACCAUAACCAUAACCAUGAUCCCCAACCUCAACCUCAGCCCUCCCCAUAUCCUCCAAAACCUCUUCAUCAGUAUCCUCUACACCCUCACCAUCAUUGUCAGCCUCGUCAGCGUUCUUCUCAUCGCCUCCGUCUGGACUUUCUGCAUGCUCGAUUACAGUUUUGAGAAUCUUUCCGUGACGGUACUUUCUCAUGUUGCGGAGGUUGUGUUGAGCUCGGCGGAUAGGUUGUGCGAUUUUCUGGGGUUGGAGAUGACGGCUGAUGGGUUUGAUUAUUUUAGGGGAGAGGAGGAGGAGGAGGAAUGGUAGGGGGGGUAUAGGUGGGAAGAGGUGUGUGGUGUGAUGUGAUGUGAAGAGGAGUGUGGUGUGUAGAGGAUUACAGAUUGACAGGAGUGGGUCUACGAUAUGUACACCAGCGAGACAUGUAUAAGCAAAAUGUGUUAACGAUGUAUAAUGUAUCAGCGAGGAGGACCUGAUUGGCCUUGUUGAAAAUGCCUUACCAAUGGUUAACCGACAUAUUAGCCACGGAAAGCCAAGUUGGAAGCAUAGAUAAAGACUAAAUUUCGUUAUUUCAUUAUUCAUGUGAUAUUUUUCGUUGUAGAAUAAUAGGUAUACUAUGGAACA